GGUAGAGAGUACUUAACAGCCCACCUUUGCCAUCUACCGUUUGUCUACUCUACCUCUCUCCCAAAAUCUUGGACAGUCAAUAAUACCAGAUCUACUUCGUAUAUCUCUGUCUCUUGUGCUAACAAAUCUCAAUCGACAUGGGCGCUGAUUGUUGUGGUGGCAAAAAGCCGCUCCCGCCUACUGAAGAGGCUCAGGACUCCUGCUGUGAUGAUUCAUCGGUGAGCGAUUGCAAUAAGAGUAUCGCUUGCUGCUCUCCCGGUAAUGAAAAGUGUAAUGAGGAGUGCCUUCUCUCCGUUGCUGCUACACUAUGUGCCGAAGAGGUUGGCCAUCAUACCACCGGCCACAAUGCCUGCUGUGGUACCGGAUGCUCUGAGAAACAACAAAAGUCUGCUUGUGAUGCCCAUCUCCAGAUGGCUUUUGAUCGAUACCAGUCUUUCUUGGAUGACGUCCGAUGUAUCUGUCGUAACAUGAUAGAGCGUGGGUACAAGUCUUGUUGCAAGCCUUCUGAAGGCGAGACCAACCCGAAGACCAAGGCGAAAGUCUAUCCAAGCCAGGGUAGUUGCAAGGUGACUGAGGAAGAUUGCUGUCGGCCUGCGCCUCCGCUUGCAGCGGAGCCUGCAAUUGCCGCAAAGGCAGGUUGUUGCUCUGCUGACGGAAGGAAAGGUCAGCGCCAGUGUUGUGGUAGUACUCAAGAGCCUGCCGCAGCUUCAAGUGAUCGGGAACAGUCCGAUGAUUGCUGCAGCGGCAAGAAACGAACCAACGACUGUUGCAGUAGUAAGAAGACGACACCAGGAAACGCUGUUAUCAACCAAGGACCUCGCAACUGUUGUUCUACCGAACAGAAGCCUGAUGAUAGUUGCGCUAACAAGCGUGGAACUGGUGACUCUUGUUGCGGUAACAAGACGCUCAGCUGCUCUAUCAAUACUAGUCCACCCAUGGCAUGUCGCGAUGAGUGCUGUGGAGGUACUGGCACACCCUCACCAGACCCGUGUUGCGCGAUAGAGAAACAGGACCCAGGCGCAGAUCCUCGAAUGGGAGAGAAAGAUCAAGUCAUAGACAUCGAGAGCGCCAACGGCCAGGCAGUUCGCAUUGGGGUUUCUGGUAUGACCUGCAAUGGCUGUAGUGAGAACCUGUCACGGAAUCUCGCCGCAAAUGGCGGGCGUAACAUCCGAGUCAAUUAUCUACAAGGCCAUGCGGAUUUCACUAUUGAGAACGGCCUGAGCGUGGAGACACUUAUAGCAAAGACACGAGAAGCCACUGGAUUUCAGAUCACGAUCAUGGGUGGUGAUGAGUCAAUUACUGUCCUCGCCCCUACUUCGGCCGCAUCUACAGCUCUCGGUCAGGUCGAUUUAGAGGGCAUUAAGAAGGUAGUGGUUCUGAACAAGAGGACUGUUCGCAUUGAUUACGACCCCACAAUCAUAGGAGCUAGAGAUCUCUUUCGCGAGAUCGGACAUUUACAGGUCGCCCUUGCGCCUCCUCAGAAGGAUCAACAGUUUGCCUCAGGACGUAAGCGUUUUAUCAAACUUCUAGUGCAGACAACUGCCUCGUUUGUUUUUACCAUUCCUGUGCUGGUUCUUGCCUGGGGCGAGACUCGUGUGGAGGAAAACACGAAAGCAAUUGUCUCCUUAGUCUUGGGCAGUUUGGUUCAACUGCUGGCCGUGCCCGCUUUCUACAAGCCUGCCCUUAAGUCCUUGAUUCUAUCCGGCACACUUGAACUGGAUAUGCUAGUAGUAGUCGCCAUCACGGCUGCAUAUGCCUAUUCUAUAGUAGCGUUUGGUUAUCUCAUAUCAGGCAGACCCCUAGAAACCGCUUCGUUUUUCGAAACAAGCUCGCUUCUCAUCUCCUUGAUAAUGCUUGGCCGUCUUGUUGCUAGCUAUGCCCGCAUUCGAGCUGUGGCGUCGGUAUCAGUCCGGUCUUUGCAAGCCAGCACUGCGACUCUUCUUGAGAAUGGACUGGAACGCGAGAUUGAUUCCCGACUCCUGCAGUUCGGUGAUAUCUUCAAAGUCACGCCCCAUAGCCGAGUCCCAACGGAUGGUAUUGUUAUAUCAGGAGUCAGCGACGUCGAUGAAUCUAUGGUUACAGGAGAAAGCCUCCCGAUCACCAAAGGGCCUGGCGCAGAUCUUAUUGCCGGCACCACCAAUGGUUCCGGCACGCUUGUCGUUCAGCUAACUCGACUUCCUGGGAAGAACACAAUAACGGAUAUAGCUCAGCUUGUGGAAGAUGCUAGUAGCUCGAGACCGAGAGUUCAAGAAAUCGCCGAUAGAGUGGCGAGCUGGUUCUUGCCGACAGUACUAACGAUAGCAGUAGCGGUUUUCAUCAUUUGGACUAUUGUUGGCAUUAAAGUGAGAAAUCAAACAGGUGGUGAGGCUGUUGCCACUGCUAUUACGUACGCUGUUGCCGUCCUCGCCGUUUCCUGCCCCUGUGGUCUAGGUCUAGCUGUUCCCAUGGUCCUCGUCAUCGCUAAUGGAAUAGCCGCGCGUCACGGUGUAAUCAUCAAAUCGGCCCAGUGCACCGAACGAGCGCGUGGGAUCACCGAUGUGGUUUUUGACAAGACUGGUACUCUUACGGAGGCGACUCUAGACGUGGUUGCUGAAGAAUACUUUGGUCACGAGACAACGAAGGCCCAUGCCAUCACACAGGCGCUUAUCGGCGACAGCCAGCAUCCAAUUUCUGUGGCUGUGGCAAAGCAUCUUGGGCCUGAUACUCAACCAUCCUCCCUAGUUACUGGCGUGCAAAGCAUUCCCGGAGCUGGCAUUGAGGGCUAUAUUUCUGGCGUUGUAGCUCGUGCCGGAAAUGCCAACUGGACCUGCAGCGAUGAUUUGCCAGAAGUCCGCAGGAUGCAAGAUGCUGGUAUGAGCAUACUUGUGGUAACACAAGGGUCUACUCCUAUUGCCGGCUAUGGUCUACGAACACGGCUUCGAUCUGAUGCAGCCGCAACCGUUGCGAAACUGCGUGAAGAUGGUAUCAACGUUCACCUUGUCUCUGGAGACCAAAACAAAGCUGUACAAGCGAUCGCGGCGGCCGUAGGUAUUGACCGAAUGAAUGUCGUCUCACAGCAGAACCCUCAACAGAAGCAAGACUACGUCGCUGCACUUAUGGCGCGGCCAGGUAAAGUGGUCGUGUUCUGCGGAGAUGGCACGAAUGAUGCAGUGGCUGUCGCUCGGGCCGAUAUUGGUGUGCAACUCAGCGACACCAUUUCGAGCGAAGUCACACGCAGUGCUGCUGACGUGGUCCUGCUCUCCGGGCUCAGCGGCAUCCCUUUCCUGAUCGAAGUGAGUCGUGCUGCGUUUGUGCGUACUACAUUCAACUUCGUCUGGUCGGCCAUUUACAAUGUCUUUGCCAUCCUCCUUGCGGCUGGCGCCUUUGUCCGGAUUCGUAUUGCACCAGCUUAUGCCGGUGCUGGCGAACUUGUUAGUAUUCUACCUAUCAUCAUUGCUGCUUUGACAAUGCUGCUGCUCAAUCUUCGCCCGAACUGAAUAAUGGCCUUCCCGGCACUGUCAUUCUGAUUUCCGGAAGCUACACGCUUACGUGCUUGGGCAUACUCAACGGGAAAGCUGACUGGUGGACUCACAAUCCUGAUUCCUGGUGGACGUCGAGAAGAGCUAUAAUAGUAGGUACUAGAACAACACUUAAUUUUCUUGGCCGUGAUCUAUGCUUGUGUAUGAACAACGUGGCUUGAGAUCUAGAGCCAUCAACUUGACGUAGCUGACUAGCUAAAAGCACAAACAUUAAUUAAAAGUGAACAUGUUCGGUUUUCUUGGGCUUGUAACUCGUCGAAGCGAUAUUAGGGGCUGGGAUGCGAGCUGGUGUCACGUAUAGAGGAUAAUUUGGUGUGUUAGGCAAGGAAUGGCAAUGAGCCUAUAGCAAAAGUAUUGAUUAUGUGUGAUAUGAAUAAUGCGAUGUGGAAUGGACAAUAGAGGUUGGCAUGUCAGAAAGGGAAGGCGGUGAUACUUGCGUUCCAC
Messenger RNA from Xylaria bambusicola, 3962 nucleotides. RefSeq names its product E1-E2 ATPase-domain-containing protein. The record is from RefSeq and is a predicted model, not a curated record. Gene Ontology annotation, molecular function: metal ion binding; ATPase-coupled monoatomic cation transmembrane transporter activity; ATP binding. Gene Ontology annotation, cellular component: membrane. Gene Ontology annotation, biological process: monoatomic cation transport. The transcript is spliced from 5 exons. Lineage: Eukaryota; Fungi; Ascomycota; Sordariomycetes; Xylariales; Xylariaceae. The coding region runs from base 138 to 3476 and encodes 1112 amino acids.